This is a messenger RNA of Beta vulgaris subsp. vulgaris (sugar beet), 3355 nucleotides long. RefSeq lists its product as uncharacterized. The coding region runs from base 412 to 3165 and encodes 917 amino acids. The transcript has 6 exons. NCBI's taxonomy places the organism in Eukaryota, Viridiplantae, Streptophyta, Magnoliopsida, Caryophyllales, Amaranthaceae. The record is from RefSeq and is a predicted model, not a curated record.
CAAAGUUUUUGGAAUUAUUUUAUUUUCAUAAUAUUUUCAAAAAAGAAAAAAUUCCGUUGUUUUAUACCACUUUUUUCAAUUCCCAUUUAAUGCUUUCACUCUGCUUCACUCUCACUGAAUUUCUCUCUCCUCACUUUCUCUCUCAUGAUUUCUGGUAUUUGCAACAACUGGGCACCCCUCAAAUUUAUUGCUUAAACAACUAUUCUACUGUUUUAUGAAACUCCAGAAAAAAUAGACGUUACCCAUCAAUUAUAGGAGAGAGAAAGAAGCAAUCUUGAGACAUUGCGGAAUUCUUAUGUACAAUUCUUCAUUGUAAUUUGUUGAAGAACUGCCCAUCGCUGAGUGUUUAUGUUUUCAAGAAUGGACUUGGAUCUUUAAAUGUAAAUCUUUAAAAGUCUGUAGACAGCAAUAAUGGGUGGUGAGAAGCAUGGAUCGAAGAGUGGAAGGUACGUUGGUGGUUUCUUGCAGCUCUUUGACUGGAAUGCAAAGUCUAGAAAGAAGCUGUUUCCAAGCAAAUUUGAUUUACCAGAAGACUCAAAGUAUGGGAAGAGAGGCGAGGAGAGUUUCCCUAUGACAAGAAUACGUGUGGAGGCAGAUGAGGAAGAAUUUGGUGCAUUUGGCGCAGGAUUGAGUGUCAGAGGGGGAAGUGAUUAUAGCUGUGCAUCAUCUGUGACAGAUGAUGAUGGAUAUGGAAUAAAAGCUCCUGGAGUUGUGGCCAGGCUCAUGGGAUUGGAUUCCUUACCAACAUCAAAUGCAGGGGAUCCAUAUUCAUCCCCAUUUUUUGACUCGAUCUCUCUUAGAGAGGCUCCAUUUAGAGGAAGAAAUCUUGACUUCUAUCACGAUCAUCAAAUUAUGCAGUCAAGCCAACUAUGUGAUAGAAGGGGGGCUACUUCUAGGAAUAAUGAAUUGGAAACUAGAUCAAUGAAGUUGACUAAUAGACCAAUUGAGAAGUUUCAAACUGAGAUUUUGCCUCCAAAAUCAGCUAAAACAAUUCCACUCACUCAUCACAAGCUUUUAUCACCAAUCAAGAGUCCUAUUUUUGUUCCAUCUCAAGAUGCAGCACACAUCAUGGAAGCUGCUGCAAAAAUAAUUGAGCCUGGCCCACCAGCCAAUCCCCGAGCUAAAUUAUCUACAGGUGGAUCAUCCUCAGUUCCAUUUAAAGUUAGAGAAAUGAGAGAGAAACUGGAAGCAGCGGCUGCAGCGCAGAGGCCAUCCACGGCUUCUGAACAAAGGCCGGUUGAGUCGAAGGCAGCCAAGUGUUUAAAGGGGCAGCCCAUGAACAAGAGCUGGAAUGGAUCGGCUGAGACAUUGUCCAGGGAGCCUCCAAGUAGGGAAGAGAGUUCUGUUGCCAUAAAGAAUAAGGGAAAAUCAAUUUCGCUUGCCAUACAAGCAAAGGUUAAUGUCCAGAAAAGGGAAGCCUUGACAUCAAGUAGUAAAAGUUUGGGAGAGCCAGAAAAUCAGGAUAAUAACAAGUCAACUCAGAUAUCAAGGAACCAAGCAGGUGGUCCGAAGUCAAACAGAAAAUCUUUGAACCACAGCACUUCCUCUGUGCUUAGGCAAAAUAAUCAGAAACAGAACUGCCCUUCUCAUAGGGAGAGAUCUGCUCCUAAGGCUUCGGUUACUACUACAAGCAGUAAAAAAGCAUUUUCUGAGGAAACUUCUCAUGGUCGACAAAAAAGUUCAACGAGAGAAGGUGGGACCUCAAGAACAAGUUCAAGAAAAUCUAGCUUGCAUGCAAGGGAAAAUGGUAAGGGGGUUCCUUAUGCUGGAGUCAGAAAUGUUCCUAGAAAGAAACGAUCAAUAGAUGGAAAUAUGCAUUUUGAUAAGAAUCAAGUAACUGAAAACAUGAUGCUCUCUAGCAAACAUGAAAAGCCAAGCGAAUCUAGUGUAGUGGCAGAUAAGCAAUUUAGUUGGAUAGAAGAAAGCCGAAGGAAAGGAAUGGAUGUUGUUUCUUUCACAUUCACUGCUCCUAUAACUCGAUCACAGCUUGGUUCAGAGCCUUCUAGAGAGUUGGCUGAAAAUGAUAGUAGCGUUUUCUCUGAUGAUGGAAGCAAGAUGUCAUCUGGCUCGGAGUUGACAAGGUUAUCUUCUCCGGGACUCACUGGGAUAAAGGGUGAUGCUUUGAGUAAAUUAUUGGAGCAACUAACCUCCAACUUAGAGAAGUCUCAUAGCACCAUUUUCAAAACGGGUACAGCUCUAGAAUCAGCUCAGCAAACUGUGGUACCUCGCAGUGCAGAGAGUGCCACAGGAAAGGUCCGAGAAAAAACAUUUCAACAAGAGCCACUAGUGUUUGAUACGAAUAGUCAGUUGUUCUCGGACUUAUUUACCAAUGAAGCUGAACUAUUCAAAAGGAAAUUCAACUUUCAGGCGGGGGAAGAAAUGGAAAAAUACAGCUGCGACAAAACUGAAACAAAAAAAUGGAAUAACAUCCAUUUGCCUAGUCCAAUUUCCAUUCUUGAACCUUCUUUUUUGACAGAAAGUUGUUGUUCUUCAGAAACCUCAACAAGUUGCGUCACAGAAGAGAUCAGACAAUGUUCAUCGAUUGAAGCUCAAGAAGUGAUCGGUUCACGCUCUUCACAGAUUUCAACUGCAAUAGAAGCUGAAUCAGAAUCAGCUUCUUCUACCUUCUCGUCUCAAAUUAAUGCAGAAAAAUAUUCCAUGAAAUCAACUGCAUGGGAAUUAGGAUAUGUAAAAGACAUACUUAGCAAUGCGGAGCUGAUGUUUAAGGAUUAUGUGGCAGGCCGAACACGUGAGAUAGUGAACCCACAUCUCUUUGAUCAGAUAGAACGACGAAGAGGAGGUGGAAAAGAUGAGUUCAAACAAGAGAGAAAAAUGUUGUUCGAUUGUGUUGGCGAAUGCUUAGAUUUGAAGUGUCAGCGUUUCGUGGGUGGUGGAUUUGAAAUGUGGACAAAAGGCAUUGCAACAUUGAAGAGAAAGGAAAGAGUGGCUGAAGAAGUAUACAAGGAGAUCCAGGUUUGGAGAAACCUGGGAAAUAGUAUGGUGGAUGAGCUUGUAGACAAGGAUAUGAGCAGUAAAUAUGGAAGAUGGUUGGACUUUGAAGUGGAUGAAUUUAUGCUUGGAGUAGAGAUUGAAGGCCAGAUAGUAGAUUCUUUGGUUGGGGAAAUAGUUUCAGAUAUCUUGUCUUCAGAUUUAUCAUCACAUUAAAAUUUCGGAAUGUAAUAUGUAAUUCCAAGUUGUAUCAUUUCCUAUAGUUUUCAAUUCUUUGUACUAUCACCUUGUUUUGUUGUUUCUUUCUUGAUCAAUGAUGGUUUGCAAACUGGAAGAUAUAUGAAAGAUUCGUCAAAAAUUUGUGUUCUUCACCCCAGAUUGAAGUACUAUUGUAUUACAAUAUAAA